AUGUUCAACGCGAGUAUUCGUGGACAUCUUCUAUUACCUAAACCAUCGGCAGCUGUAUGCAAUGGAAAAACAUAUGAUGCUCAAGCGUGCACUAUAGCCAAAAUGCAAUGGAUAAACUCAACGUGGCGUGGUGAUCAACUGGGUGCCAUGCAAAACCAUAACUUGGAAAAUAGUUCAUGUUCGGUUUCAACGAAUAAUACUGCAUGCAAUCAAGGUUCUGUACCUGUAUACGGUGUUCGUGCAACAUCACCUGAGCAUGUUCAAGAAACUGUUCGAUUCGCUGCUGCGAACAAUCUUCGUUUAGUUAUCAAAAGUACUGGACAUGAUUACGUAGGUCGAUCAACGGCCGCUGGAUCUCUACUUUUAUGGCUUCAUCAGAUGAAAACGAUGACGUUGAUUGCACGUUAUUCAUCUUGUAGUGGUGAAACUAUAACUAAUGCGGCUCGUAUUGAUGCAGGUGUUCAAUGGGGUGAAGCGUAUCGAUGGCUGAAUGAAUACAAAUUAACAGCUAUUGGUGGAGCAUCUGUCACUGUAGGCGUAGCUGGGGGCUAUUUGCAAGGUGGUGGCCACAGCCCAUUAUCUCGUUGGAAAGGCUUGGCUGCUGAUCAAGUACUUGAGUAUGAUGUUGUAACUGCAGAUGGAUAA
Molecule: messenger RNA, 645 nt
Organism: Rotaria sp. Silwood2
Lineage: Eukaryota; Metazoa; Rotifera; Eurotatoria; Philodinida; Philodinidae
Source: the annotation of a GenBank genome assembly